This is a messenger RNA of Neocloeon triangulifer, 976 nucleotides long. RefSeq lists its product as uncharacterized. The transcript has 9 exons. Lineage: Eukaryota; Metazoa; Arthropoda; Insecta; Ephemeroptera; Baetidae. Bases 65 to 862 code for a protein of 265 amino acids. The record is from RefSeq and is a predicted model, not a curated record.
CUGCUUCACUUCCGAUGUGAUAGUCCGUCCAUAUCACAUCUGACGGCUGCACCAUCGAACCAACAUGAAGUCCAACAGCAGAUUUGUUUUCGGAAAUAUUUUCGUGUUUCUUUUCGUUUUGCAUUUCGUGCAAGCAAAUUUAAUCGACUCGUUGCUGAACAUUUUCAAAUCUCGUGAUUCCGAGCUGGAAAAAUUGCUUGCUGAGGAUGAAAAGCAUCAUCGUCUUAAGCGUCAAGACAGCACGGCCGCUCCAACGCAAGCAACACCGCCUGCUUAUGGCUACAAUUGUCCCACGGAAUUGUACCGAAGAAUGGAUAAAUGUUGCAAACUUCCUACACUUUAUCCGGUGGACGUUUUGAAUAAAUGCACUGGUCGAAAUUUGGUUUCUGCUUUACCGAAAGGCCCGAGGAAAGGUAUUCGUCCUGUGCAAUUGAGGCUUAGGAAAAACUUCUUGGUAUCGUCACCUAAAAAUUCUUCAAUCAAAUCUAAAAUCGAGGACAUUUGCAAGGUCCACUGUAUUUUCAAACAACAGAGAUGGCUCACUCCUGAAAACUUCGUCGACGAGAACUUGAUGUACUCAACAAUGCAAAUUUUGACUCCGCCCGGGCCAUGGCAAAAUCUAUUGAUCACUCAGUACAUCCGAACAGAAUGCAGUGGAAUGUCUAAUGCAUUUGGAGAUUUCACUGCAAACGUGACUAAUAUGUACGGACAAAAGUGCAUGAUCGCGCCGUUUAGAUUGCUAAGGUGCAUCAAAAGAUCCAUGAUUUUGGCUUACAAUUACUGUCCUGGAAUUGUCGCUCAAAACCAGCAAUGUGACUUGGACAGAAACUUUUUGCGCCAAUGUGAUCCUUACUCGCUUUAAUUAAAGAAAACAUAAAAAUAAUUUAUUCAAAUUGUUUACCUAUAUUUUUAACUUUUUAACCUUAGUAAAUAACAAUUUUUUACUGAUUGUAUAAGUUACAAACAAGUGAGCUGU